AUGUUUUGUUCAUAUGUUGACCAUAGUUUGCCUCCUCAUUUUUUUCUUUCUUAUUCUGUGGCUCUAUUAUUUAUAUAUCUAGCCUCCUCAUUUUUUUCUUUCUUUCUUUCUCCUUCUCAUUUUUUUUUUUUCUUUCUUUCUUAUUCUGUGGCUCUAUUAUUUAUAUAUAUCCUUCUCCUUUUUUUUUUUUUCUUUCUUUCUUAUUCUGUGGCUCUAUUAUUUAUAUAUCUAGCCUUCUCAUUUUUUUUUUCUUUCUUUUUAUUCUGUGGUUCUAUUAAUUGUAUAUAUAGCCUUCUCAUUUUUUUUCUUUCUUUCUUUCUUUCUUAUUCUGUGGUUCUAUUAUUUAUAUAUCUAGCCUUCUCAUUUUUUUCUUUCUUUCUUUCUUAUUCUCUGGCUCUAUUAUUUAUAUAUCUAGCCUUCUCAUUUCUUUCUUUCUUAUUCUGUGGGUCUAUUAUUUGUCGUACACUUUUUCUAUUUCUUGACCUCUUAUUCUUUCUUUUUUUCUUCCUCUGUAUCUAUUAUGUAUCUUAUCUUUUUCUUUUUACUACACUUUUAUUCUUUCUUUCCUUCUUUCUUAUUCGGUGGGUAUAUUAUUUAUCUUACUCUCACUCUCUUUCUUGCCCUCUUAUUUUUUCUUUCUUUCUUUCAUACUUAUUCUUUGGGUUUAUUACUAAUCUUAAUCAUUUUCUAAUUAUUGCCUUCUUAUUCUUUCUUAUUCUGUGUCUUUUAUUUAUCUUACUCUUUUUCUGA
Acanthosepion pharaonis is the source of this 750-nucleotide messenger RNA. Lineage: Eukaryota; Metazoa; Mollusca; Cephalopoda; Sepiida; Sepiidae. The record is from the annotation of a GenBank genome assembly.